CGUUUUCUGAAUUACUUUCUUCCACUAAAUGGCUUUUAAGAAAAAAAUGCUGUUGAAAGAAAUUAUGUUUAUAAUAAGGCUACGAUAAUGUAUGUCGUUUUCGUUUAGAUGUUUAUUUAUAAACGAGGUGACAUGACAUGCGCCAUGGAAAAUAGGACACAGCAAUGGCUUGAAGAAGAAGAAAAGAGCAUCGCGCAUACAACUAUUGCUUUGGUUGUUCCGAUGGUCUAUGCAUUUUCCUAUAAUACUUUUCGUAUGUUCAAAAGUCGUUUUUUGUUAUUUAAAUGUAAUGUUUGUAAUUGUUCAAGAUACGUACAAAUCAUACGCAUUCAAAUGUUGUGUCUGAAAUUACAAUUCAAAUGUCAUCAAAGCAACAGAGAACUCGUUCUCGAUUCAAGGUGAUAACUCCAUUUCGAUCAUUGGUUCUCUGUGGUGAAAGUAGACAAGAAAUGGAAGAUUGGUUGAAUGCAAUAAGAACAGUAACAGAGAAUCAUCCUCAAACAGAUUCUGAUAUUGCCGAAAUGCUAAAUGGUAAUCAUCAUUGGUAUGCAACAAGUCAUGCAAGACGAAUAUACUGUAAUGUUUGCAGAGAUGCUCUUUAUGGUGUUACAUCUCAUGGUUUGAGUUGUGAAAUAUGCAAAUAUAAGGUUCACAAACGAUGUAGUAUAAAAGCAAUAAAUAAUUGCAAGUGGACCACAUUGGCAUCUAUUGGUAAGGACAUUAUUGAGGACCAAGAUGGGAACAUUACUAUGCCUCAUCAGUGGAUGGAAGGCAAUUUACCUGUAUCCUCAAAAUGUUCAGUAUGUGAGAAAACUUGUGGCUCUGUACUCAGACUUCAAGAUUGGAGAUGUUUAUGGUGUAGAGCUACAGUACAUACAGCAUGUAGACCUGUCAUAGGUGUUAAAUGUCCAUUAGGACCAGCUAAAUUGAGUGUAGUUCCUCCGACAGCAUUGCAUAGUAUAGGUAGCGAUGAAGCUUGGGAAGCUACUAGACCUAUUGGAUGCAGUCCACUUUUAGUAUUUGUAAAUAGUAAAUCUGGUGACAAUCAAGGUGUUAAAUUUCUUAGAAGAUUCAAACAAUUAUUAAAUCCAGCACAAGUAUUUGAUCUUAUAAAAGGAGGACCAGGACCAGGGUUGAGAUUAUUUCGUCAUUUCGAUCCAUUUCGGAUUUUGGUAUGCAGCGGGGAUGGAUCUGUUGGUUGGGUUCUUUCGGAAAUUGACCGUUUAGGGAUGCAUAAGCAGUGUCAAGUUGGAGUGCUACCUUUGGGAACAGGAAAUGAUUUAGCACGUGUAUUGGGUUGGGGGUCCUCUUGUGAUGAUGAUGCUCAUUUACCCCAAUUGUUAGAAAAAUAUGAAAAGGCGGGCACAAAAAUGCUUGAUCGAUGGAGUAUCAUGACUUUUGAACGUAGCAUAUCUUUACCAUUCCCAAAAAAUGAGUUAAGUCCAUCUAAUACGAUGUUAAAGUCAAACAUUGCUCAUCAAUAUGAGAAUAAUGUUAUUACUCACCUAACAAGCAUUUUGGAGUCAGAUCAGGAAAACGUAGUUAUGUCUAGUAUUAGAAUUCUGUGCGACACAGUAAAAGAUUUUGCAACAUAUAUAAGGGAGAAUGUAAACUCCGAGGACCAACAAAUGGAUGAUAAAUGUAAAAUACUUCAAAACAAGCUUGAUUUAUUGUUACAAACAUUAUGUAAAGAAGAACGUUACUUAACUGAACAUUUAGAAGACGUCGAUAAUAUUACUUUAAAUACUGACAUUUCUGUCUCACCUGAUAGCUGUGAGAAAGGAGUGCUAGAAAAGCCAGAAAAAGACAUAACAAAUUUAAAAAGACUUCAAAGAAGAAGGCAACUUACGGAAAAAGAAAGUGUAAUAUCAAGAGCAAAUAGUUUGAAACGGAUAAUAAGACAUCUAGUGGAGUAUGCCCAAGUGGCUAUUGAUGAUCAAAUUAAUACAGACACAAAACAUACUACUAAGAUACCAAAUACAAGUAUUUCAUUAGAUGAUAGUACUGUGUUAAAUUCAAUAUCAAGUAAAAAACAAUUGGAUAUUCCUGGUUUAAAAGUGGACCAUGUUGACAAUUUAUCUAUUGAACCAUUAAUAGAUUCUAUACAAAAUAUAGAUAACUUAACAUGUAAUAGCCCUACUCCUAAUGUAGCUUUUUUAAGUCCGAUACCUGAUCUUAGGAGAGAUUCUCAACCUGAAGAGCUAUUAACAUUACCCGCUCCCGAUGGUUUUGCUGAUAGUAGACGAAACAGUGAAAAUUUACCACAAGAUUCUCUUGAUUUCGAUAUGCCUACAGUUCAGUCUAUGAACAAUCAGCAAGAAAUAGAAAAUCUUGUGUCUAAUGAUCAACAAUUAUCUGAAUCUAAUAACAUAGAAAUUUCUUCAGAUUUUCAAGUUAGUGUUACAAGAACUACCUUUGAUACGAGCUCGCCUUCAGAUGAUGCUACUAUGCAAGAUACUAUAAUUUCUCCUGACACAGAGUCAUUUCAAUCUAGACAUAUAUCCCCAGAACAUACUCAGAAAUUUGAAAAUAGAAUUAAAACUGAUACAAGUAGAGGUAGCUGUAGUAAUAGUAUCAUUAGUACAGAUAGUACAAUUUCUGAUACUUUGGAUUUUAAGAAUUAUAUGAUACGAAAUAGUGAAAGUGAAAUUGCUCGUAUAAAUAGCGACAUAUUUGAUUCUACAAAAAGGUCUGAUAGUUCUGAUAUCGGGCACAUUGAUUCUCCAGAUAAUUCAGACAUACUUCCUAGCGACGUACAAAAUUCUGAAAGUUUAAACGAUGAUUUAAGUUCUCUUGGACAAGAUGUGAAUAGCACAAAUAUUGGGGAAAAAUAUGACUCUGUAAGAGAGGGUCUUGAACCUGAGCAAAUGGAAAAACCACAGAAAUAUUGUAGCAUAGCUCAGUUCGUUGAAGGCAAUGAUAUCGCUAAACGAUCAUUUAGAAAACAAAUAACAAAGAGCUCUGUUAUAGAAACUGAGAAUAAAAGCAAGCAUAACAUAGGAUCAUCUGGACAGAACAGUAAUGAUAUUAACCAAUUAAAAGAUUCUCGAGAUGGCAAAACGUCUGAUUUAUUAAGUCCUGUAUGUUGCUUUAAUGUUUCUUCAGAUACUACGACAACAAAUGAAAAACCUAAUAAUUUUCCACCAUCGAUAAGUGUUAUAAUUAAUCCUCCUAGUCCAUCGGCAUCAAUUGAAAGUCAACAUGAUUCAGACGGGGGAUAUAAAAUGAGUCCGUAUUUAAGACGAUAUAAUGAUGAAAGCAUGGAAAAAUUAAGUGUAGAGCUACCAGAAUCAGGUUUUUCUCCGCAAGCAACUCGACGAAUUAGCAGUGGAAGUUUGAUAAAAGCAUCAGAAGUAGUAUCUUUAGCUGCUACAGCUGCAAGAUUUGAUGGUUCCAAUGCAAGUUUACGCCAUGAAAGAGUAAAAUCUGUUGACAAAACUGAAGAUGUUAAAAAACUUCCAAUUAUUAAUCCUUUAGUUCAGUUACCUAUGUGGCCAAAUGUCAGUGGAGGAACAGGUCUCAUUAGUCAAGCAUUGCUUGCAAAUGCAGAUGCACUUUGUGCAGCAGUGUCACCAUUAAUGGAUCCUGAUGAAACUUUGAUGGAAGGUUACUUUGAACGUUGUGUUAUGAACAACUAUUUUGGAAUUGGUAUAGAUGCAAAAAUUAGUCUUGAUUUUCAUCAUAAAAGAGAAGAACAUCCUGAGAAAUGCCGAUCACGGGCAAAGAACUAUAUGUGGUACGGUGUGUUAGGAUCCAAACAAUUGUUACAAAAAACAUAUAAAAAUCUUGAACAAAGAGUACAAUUAGAAUGUGAUGGUCAACGUAUACCAUUACCGUCUUUACAAGGAAUCGUUGUAUUAAACAUUCCAAGUUUUAUGGGUGGCACAAAUUUUUGGGGAGGCACGAAAGAAGGAGACCUGUUUUUAGCGCCUUCGUUUGACGAUCGCAUAUUAGAAGUUGUGGCUGUGUUUGGUUCUGUACAAAUGGCUGCAUCACGACUUAUUAAUUUGCAGCAUCAUAGAAUUGCACAGUGUCAAACGGUUCAAAUUAAUAUUUUGGGAGAGGAAGGAGUACCCAUACAAGUUGAUGGUGAGGCAUGGAUUCAGAGGCCCGGUAUUAUACGCAUUAUACAUAAAAACCGUAUGCAAAUGCUUUACCGAAAUCGAGCAUUGGAGACAUCUUUAAAAACGUGGGAGGAAAAACAACGCAAUACACUUAAUGCAAUAUCCCAUUCAGUGUCUACUAUAAACAGUGCACAAUUACAAUUACAAUCACAAUCAAAGUCUCAUUUACCAGUAAUCGGUAAACCAUCACAUUUGAACGAAGAAGAAAUGUAUAUUUUACUGGGUUUUAUUGAAGUUGUUACAACUUUAGUUAAAUGGGUGAAGCUUCUUAUUAUAUCACAUCCAAGCUUGGAAGCUGAUUUGUAUCAAGUCGCAGCAAGAACAGCCCAGGCACUUGAACAAGUUCAUCCCGAUGGAAAAAUAUUACAGGGAAACAAUUUAAGGCCGGUUGUAACAGAAUUGGUAUCAAGCGCAAGACAACUUUACGAAGAUUCGUGCGAAUUACUUAGGGAUAAAGCACAUAAUUUGAAAUUACGAGAAGGUUUGGAGAAUAACUUGUCUUUUUCUCUGGCCAGUAUGGAACAAGAAUUAAAAAAAUGUACAUUUGAUGAAGGUGGUACAGGAUUAGUAUACUUACAAAAUUUACCAUCAGAUGAACAGGGAGAUAAAAAGAAUCGACACAAAGGUUUGUUUUGGUUAAAAUUCCGACGUUCAGGAGGUAAUUCUGGAGCACACCCUGUUCGGGAACAAGUUACUACAUGGGGAGUACAAGAAGUUUGUACUUGGCUAGAAAGUCUACAGUUGGUUGAAUAUACUGAUAAAUUCGUGUCUCAUGAUAUACGAGGUAGGGAAUUAUUAUCAUUAGCCCGUAGAGAUCUCAAAGAACUUGGUAUUACUAAAGUAGGACACGUUAAAAGAAUCUUGCAAGCUAUUAAUGAUUUAAAUAAUUAGGUAUACGACACUUAAUUAAAUAUUUCAAAGUAUAAAUCAUACAAUCAAUAGAUAAUAUAUUAUAUUAGUUAAUAAUUAUCUGAAAAUACAGAAUUACGGAGAUACAUUAAUGAUACUACAUUUUUUUGGUGCACAGAAAUCAUUUGAAAGUAGAAAAAUAAGUGGGUAUUUACGCUGUUAUCGCAAACAUGAUGUAAUACUAAAUAUGCAAUAUAAACAAAAUGUAGAUAUUCUGAUAAAAAGGGACACUUACUGUGACGUAACAGUGUUAUAAAAAAAAAAAAUUAUUUUCUACACUACUCUGUGACAAAAUAAUGUUAUUAGUGCCAAAUUGUUAAAUUGACUUCAUGUUAAGCAUGCUAUAUCCAUACUUAAUACAAUACCUUUAAAUGCAAUGACAACACAAACGUAAUAUUCAUUAUGCAUUUAUAAAACGAGUAAGAUUUUAAUAGUAUAAUAAUUUAUUAAAAAGUAAUUUAAUUAACAGUAUCAUUUAUAUUUAUUCCUUUGUAUAUUGUACAAAAAUUAAAGACUUUAAAAAUUACGUAUUAAUGUAAAUCAUAUAUAAGUUUAGAAAUACGUGUUUUUGCAUUUUAUUUGACAAUUUUUACAUUUGAUAAAUAAUGAUAAAUUUGAUAAAUAUUUAGAAUUUCGGAAUAUAUUAUGUUAAGUUUACUUAAAACAGUAUUAAUAUAUUUAAAAAUUACAUUCUAAAUAUUAGGUAUGAAAUAAGUAUUGUCAAUUAUAUAAUUUAUAUAAGUACAUUCUAUUUGCAAUUUACAUUAAUUUGAUGUGACUUUAAUUUUUUACGUAAAAGUAUAAAUGUGUAUGUACUGUAUGUAUGUAUAUAUAUACACAAUAUAUACACAAGAUACUUUUAAAAUAAAACUAUAUUUAAAUUUAAUACAACUGUGUGCAUAAAAUGUUAACAGUAAACUAAAAUCAAUUGUUAUUAUGUUUAUAUUUAAAAUUUCACAUAAUCUAUAUUAAACUAUAUUAUAUAAAGUAUAUACACAUAUACAUAUAUGUGCACAUGUGCUUAAUCAUACAAAAGAUAUAUACAUAUAUUUACAUAUAUAUCCCACUGUAUACGUGUAAAAUGUUCUGAAAUUUUUUUUUACAUAUGUUCAAUACUUCGUACUUACAGUAUUUUAUCACAUUUGAAUUAUACUCAAAGAAACAUUUUUAAUACACAACAAUAUCUAAUGAAAGUGAGAUUUAAUCAGUAUGAUCAGGGUAAACUAUGUAACCGUUGCAAAUCAUAGCUUUUUUGCGGUAUAAUUAGAAAACAACGUUAAAAAAAACCAGAUAAAUGGUUCAAAUAGUAUUACAUUUGUAGGAUCAUACAUUUUUUGCAUUUUAACGAUUGUAUUAUUUUUUUAAACAGAACUAUAUAUAUACAUAUUUACAUUUUUAACUAUUCACCUCCUUCCUGCAACAUUUUUUUUUGUCUAAUUACACUGCAAAAACAGUUAUUACUUGUAACUGUUACGUGCACCGCUCUGUAUAACAAUUGAAAGAAUAAAUUAACAAUCAUGAUAAUGAUAAUAAUGACAUUGACAAUGAUAAAGUAAAAAGAACGUGUGUAAAACACCCGCCAAUGGCAAUAAAAAUAUCAUGUACAAAUUUACUGGAAAAGAAAGAGAAAACAAAUUUUUAAGAUGUAAGUAUAUGUUUGAAGAGGAUGCCGUUAGUAUAAAGGCAAAGUAGGAAGGCGCGAUUGACAAAAUUUAAAUAUAUGAAAUUCUUCUAAAUAGUACAUUCAUUAAGUAGAAAAUAAUUUCUUAUAAAUAAGCACAUAAAACUAAUAGUAUUGCACUACCUAAUGGCUAUUGCCACUACUUUUAUUACUACUAAUUUAUAAACACAAAUAGACAAUUGUUAUCUUUCAAAGAUGUAUUAUUAUUAUCUGAAUCAUUAGAGCAGGAAUGGCAUCAGAAUUUAUUACUUCUUAAUUAUAUGUACUCUAUAUAUUACAGUGUUUAAAUCCUACUUGUGUAUAUAUAUAUAUUUACUUAAUUUUCAUAACUUUUACUAGUCACUAAAUAUCUAAAUAUUAAGCUAUGUAAUAACAUCUGCAUAAUCUCCAUGUUAAAAACGGUUUAAUUUCUUAUUGAUUUGUAAAUUAUGAUUGUGUAACCAGAAUUAAGUAAAAAGAUGUAUGAGUUUACUCUUUUUUAUAAAAAUUCUAUAUCUCUAUAAAAAAAAGUGUUGUUUUUUUAAAUUUACAAGUAACAAAGUUACAAUUAUUUUUUCUUUUUUACUGUUAUCUUACAUUAUUGUAUAUCAUUAGGUAAUGUAUAUACAUAUAAAACAAAAGCAGAUGUUUUUAUAUAGUUCCUCCUUUGUGAUGUAAUUUUACAGCUGUGCAACAAUGAAAUUAAAAAAAUUCUUCUUACUAAAUGUCAGUAAUCUUAUUGAAGCUUAUCCAGCUUAGCAAUACCUAUCAUUUAUCAUUUUGAUUAGUAGUGCAAAUAAUUUACGAAACAUAUUGAACUUUAUUAACCAAUAAACUAAAAAUAUUAAAAGUAUAUUAAGAAAGAAAUCAAUAACUCAACAUAGCAACAUAUGGUAUAUCAUAUUUUUUAAUUUUUUGAAACCAUCUAAUUGGUAUUAAUUUAUAGUGUUAGCCAUUCUUUUUAGAAUAAAAACUAUAAAGUAAUAAUGUUGGCAAUAUAACAACAAAUUUUUCCAAACUAUAUAAUUUGAUGUAGUGCUUUAUAAUCUUGCCUUUUUGAAUCUUAUUAAAUAUGCUCAAUUCAAAUCCCAAAAAUUAAUUAACUCUUUUAUGUAAAUGCGUGUAUGGAUGUAUAUAUAUAUAAAAGAAUUAAUUAAUUUCAACAUAAAACUGCAAAGACAAAAGUGCCUAUUCUUAAAUUUUCUAAUCUUGAAUGUAUUUCAUUAACUGACAUGAUGUUAUAAUGCACUACAAAAUUGUAUUAUGCAUUCCAAACUGUAUAUCUGAUAUUGUAAAUAAUAGUCAAUCAGAAAAGUAACUUGCAUGUGAUAUUCAUUUAAGACUACUUAUAGCCGAAAUUCGAAGUUAUAUUCAGGUAACAAUAUUACAGUAUUAUAUAAUGUUAAAUAUUUGAUUGUUAUAUACUUCUGUGUAUAUCCAACAUCUUUCACAAUACUUAAAAAAUAUAAAUGAUAUAACAGUUA
This is a messenger RNA of Osmia bicornis bicornis, 8177 nucleotides long. Its product is annotated as diacylglycerol kinase eta. Gene Ontology annotation, molecular function: protein binding; ATP-dependent diacylglycerol kinase activity. NCBI's taxonomy places the organism in Eukaryota, Metazoa, Arthropoda, Insecta, Hymenoptera, Megachilidae. Gene Ontology annotation, biological process: lipid phosphorylation; intracellular signal transduction; diacylglycerol metabolic process. The record is from RefSeq and is a predicted model, not a curated record. Bases 360 to 5015 code for a protein of 1551 amino acids. The transcript has 22 exons.